Molecule: messenger RNA, 2028 nt
Organism: Fukomys damarensis (Damara mole-rat)
Lineage: Eukaryota; Metazoa; Chordata; Mammalia; Rodentia; Bathyergidae
Gene: Prrg4
Product: proline rich and Gla domain 4
Exons: 6
Coding region: 1-888 (295 amino acids)
Cellular component (GO): extracellular region
Molecular function (GO): calcium ion binding
Source: RefSeq, a predicted model, not a curated record
AUGUAUUCUUUUGAAUUUAGCAAUUCGAAAAAUUUUCGAUCUGCCAGGUUUUCAAAUCUUUUGCUUAAGAAUCUACGCAUCAAUUUUCGAGGUGAGGGCAUACGACCUGGUAGAUGUAGUCUGGUCUCAGGCUUCGCAGGGUCGAGCUGCGACUUCGAUGUUUCGGCAGUCAGGAUCAGGUACAGCGUGUCAGCAUCUCGGACAGAGCAGGGAUGCAGAUCCUCUGUUCCAGGUCUGGAAGCUCCUGCGUCUCGGGCAGAGCUUCAGCAGGUCAUCUUGACGGAGUCGUCAAGCGACGUCAUCUGUCUAUUAGUUUUUGCAUCAAAAGAAGAAGCAAACUUUUUCAUACAUCGCCGCCUCCUGUACAAUAGGUUUGAUUUGGAGCUUUUCCUUCCCAGCAACCUAGAAAGAGAGUGCCUUGAAGAGUUUUGUAAUUAUGAGGAAGCCAGAGAGAUUUUCCUGGAUGAAGAUAAAACGUUGGAAUUUUGGAAGGAAUAUUCCAUUAAAGGACCAACCACAAAAUCAGAUGGCAGCAGAGAUAAAAUUGAUGUUAUUCACAUUAUGAUUGGAAUAAUAGCUGGUGGAGCACUUUUGGUUAUUUUUGGGCUGUGUUUUUAUUAUGUGUGCAUAACAAGGCGUAAGAGACAACCACACGCAGGUUGUUCAGUCGCCUACGCAAGAAAUGGCAGCUCUUCCAUCAGCAUCAGAAGGCCCGAGGAAGCUGUCCUAUCUCCAUUGUCGGCAUCUUUGGAGGACACUGGGUUGCCUUCCUAUGAACAGGCAAUGGAACUGAACAGAAAACAUAACGUUUCACCGCCACCACCUUAUCCUGGGCUGGCAAAAGGAUUCAGGGUAUUUAAAAAGUCUAUGUCAGUCCCAUCUCACUAAGCCCACCCUGCCAUCUCAAUACAAGAAAUUUGUGUUAUUCAAAUGGUUCAUCCUCUCUGAACCAAAAAAGACAAGACUAUUCAGUGACAAAUUUCAAGGAACAAAGGAGGAAUAAGCAUAUGAAUGGUAUCAUAGUUCCGUUUACAUCUUGGACUCAAACUUGAUCAUUACACCUUGCUAAGAGAUUUUUGACUCUAUAUCCAUACAGUAAAGAAGAAAGCACUCUUUUGGUAAUGUAUAUUCUAAUGGUUCAAAAAUCUUUGUUAUAGAUUAUCAGAGCCAGGGAAUUGUUUGUGUCCUUUGUACAAAGAUUGUAGGUUUCUUGUGUUGAAUAUGUAAAAAGUAAGAAUUUCUAAUCAUCCACAAUAUCCCAGAUUGAUACUGGACCUACUUUCUAUUAAGUUUGGGGAGAUGAGAAGCACUUCACAGAAUCUGGCAUUUCAAUAUAAAUCUUUAAGUAAUCACUUGGUGUAAUAUUUUGAAUUAUUGUGUAGCAGUUACUACAUUUUUCAGGGUUUAGUUCUUAAUUCUUUUGUUUUAGUUCUUAACUCUUGUUGUCAGUCCUGUUUUAUUAUAAUAAGCAUGGUCAGUAGCUUUCUUUUUCUAAAAAAUACUAUUUUCUAUGAAGUUAGUUUUUCAGAUGGGUUCCAAUGACACAGAUUUGCAAAGAUUAUGUUAUCAGUAAAUAUGCCUCUCGCCUAUCUAUCACUUAUUAGAACUGAUAAAGUUACCUAUAUUACUGAGGAGUAUAUGUGCUGUCAUUACUAAAUUAUCUAUACCUACAUCUAUUUAUAUCUCUGUAUGUCUAUGGAGUAUAUGUGAGUCUGUUCUUUUACGAAGAUAAAAAAAAUAAUGUACCCCUAAAAAAUAGAACAGGAAUUCUGUUCUUUAUGACUUUGCCAGGUACUGCAUUUUUCCUGUUAUUUUAGAUCAUUUAGAAAAUGUUAUUUUGUUUUAUAAGUUUUACAGAGGUGUGAGUUAAACCCACAUGCAUUUGAUAAUUCCUACUAAAUUAAAUGUUUAGAAAGUAUACAUCAUAUUACAAUGCAUGUGUGAGUAUAUGAGUCUCUCCGCCCCCCUUUUUUUUUUUCCUUAAUGUACUGAGGGGUGAACCUUGGGCCUUUACACUGAGCUGCAUUC